UAUAUCAGCCAUGGCACCCAGCGACGAGCUCGAGGCUUUACGGGUCGCCGUAGUGGCGAAGCAAGAACAGGUUACGACGCAAGGCGACACCGUACGAGCUCUUAAAGCCGCGAAAGCCGAUCGCGCCGAGAUCGACGCCGCGAUCGAGAAGCUCAAGCACCUUAAGAUAGAUCUCGAGUCAGCUACUAAGGAGUUCACCGCGAAAGCGGAGGCGGAGGGAGGGGGGAAGGGCAAGGAUGCGAGCAUCAACCGAGAGGCGUUCCGGCAGGCGGUGAACAACGCGCUGGAGCGGCGGCUGUUUUUCAUCCCGAGCUUCAAGAUCUAUGGCGGCGUCGCAGGGCUGUUCGACUACGGCCCUCCUGGCUGCGCUGUCAAGUCGAAUGUGCUUGCCUUCUGGCGACAGCACUUCGUGCUGGAAGAGAACAUGCUCGAGGUCGACUGCCCCUGCGUCACCCCCGACGCCGUCCUCCGAGCGUCCGGCCACGUGGACAAGUUCACGGACCUCAUGGUGAAGGACGUGAAGACGCAGGCGUGCUACCGCGCGGACCACCUCCUCAAGGACCACUUGAGCGACCUCCUGGAGAAGGAUCUGACCAUGGCGCCGGCACGGCGAGAGGAGGUGAAGCACGUGCUGGCGGUGCUGGACGAGUACGGCGCGGAGGAGCUCGACGCGAAGCUCAAGGAGUACGGGGUCAAGGCGCCCGACACCAAGAACGACCUGUCGGCGCCUUACCCGUUCAACCUGAUGUUCGCCACGGCUAUUGGGCCCACGGGCCUGCUGCACGGUUUCCUUCGCCCCGAGACGGCGCAGGGCAUAUUCGUCAACUUCAAGGACCUGCUGUACUACAACGGCGGCAAGCUGCCCUUCGCGGCCGCGCAGAUCGGCCAGGCGUUCCGCAACGAGAUCGCCCCCCGCGCUGGUCUGCUGCGAGUGCGCGAGUUCACGCUAGCGGAGAUGGAGCACUUUGUGAGCCCCGCCGACAAGUCGCACCCGCGCUUCUCCUCAGUGGCGGACCUCGCCUUCCUGCUCUACCCGAGAGCGGAGCAGCUGGGGCCCAAACACCCCGUCACCAUGCGCCUGGGGGCCGCGGUGGAGAAGGGCAUCAUCAACAACGAGACCUUGGGGUACUUCAUUGGGCGCACGUUCCUGUUCCUGUCGCGCCUCGGCAUCGACCCGCAGCGCCUGCGCUUCCGCCAGCACCUGCAGCACGAGAUGGCGCACUACGCCACCGACUGCUGGGACGCUGAGAUCGAGUGCUCCUAUGGCUGGGUGGAGUGCGUUGGGCUGGCAGAUCGGUCCGCCUUCGACCUCAAGGCUCACACGGACAAGAGCAAGGUGGAGCUGGUGGCGUAUGAGAAGUUCCCUGAGCCGCGCGAGGUGGAGGUGAUGAGCAUCGUGCCGAGCAAGAAGGAGAUCGGCAAGGCCUUUAAGCGGGACGCCAAGAUCAUUGCCGAGUCUCUUGAGACCAUGGCGGAGCCUGAGGCCCUGGCAAUGAAAGCAGCGCUGGAGGCGGACGGUAAGAUGGACUACACGCCAUGCGGGGGAACCCAGGCUUUCAGCAUCACCAAGGAGAUGGUGGCGAUCAGCAAGGAGACCAAGAAGCUGCAGGGCCAAUCGUUCACCCCGUCAGUCAUUGAACCCUCAUUCGGCAUCGGGCGCAUCAUCUACUGCAUCUACGAGCAUUCGUUCUACACACGCCCCUCCACCGACGAGGCACGCACAGUGUUCCGCUUCACCCCCCUGGUGGCGCCCAUCAAGUGCACUGUCUUCCCGCUCGUGCAGCGCGGGGACCUCGAGAAGGUGGCACAGGAGGCGAGCGCGGGGCUCACGCGGGCAGGCGUGGCAAAUAAGAUUGACACGACGGGGACCACGAUUGGGAAGAGAUACGCGCGCACGGACGAGCUGGGGUGCCCGUUUGCCAUCACUGUGGAUGGGCAGACUCUGGAGGAUGGCACUGUGACUCUACGGGAGCGUGACAGCACAGCACAGGUGCGCAUCCACAAGGAUGACGUGGCAUUGGUGGUGCGCCAGCUGGCGGAUGGGCUGCUUGUUUGGUCGGACGUGCAGAGCAAGUACCCGGCUGUUGCCCAGAAGGAAGGUUGAUGGACUUUGACCGAUUACAACGUGAUUUAAAGAAUGCCAAAUGUAGAUAGAUGGGCACCUAUUUUAUGGAUGACAAGCGGUCUAAGCAAUGUGAAGUGUUUUGGAGGUAUCGUCCUCUGAAAUAUUGGUGAAUA
Molecule: messenger RNA, 2238 nt
Organism: Closterium sp. NIES-67
Lineage: Eukaryota; Viridiplantae; Streptophyta; Zygnematophyceae; Desmidiales; Closteriaceae
Source: the annotation of a GenBank genome assembly